Molecule: messenger RNA, 2520 nt
Organism: Anoplopoma fimbria (sablefish)
Lineage: Eukaryota; Metazoa; Chordata; Actinopteri; Perciformes; Anoplopomatidae
Exons: 2
Coding region: 449-1351 (300 amino acids)
Source: RefSeq, a predicted model, not a curated record
CCUUUGUGAAAAGCACAGGCAGCAGAGCUGGUAGCCCUAACAGAGGCAUGCAGAUUGGCUGACGGUAAAACAGUUAACGUUGGCAGGGUCCCUACCAGGUGCUUCUGGUUACUCACACAGCUGUCAAGGUAGCUGAAAGAGCCACGUGGAUCCACGCCAGCCACUGCAAACGGGUUCCUCGGCCGAGUGAACCCCCACAGGCACCGACUACAACCAAGGAAGCAGCUUCUGAUAAAUAGGCACAUAUAUGACCAUAAUAAAGUCAUAUUUGUGACCAGAUAUACUUCGUUGAUUCAACACAGGACAGGUGUGAGCCAAGCGGCGCCUUGGUCCUGCUCCGCUGAAAACACAAACACACACACUGAUACAAGCUCAACGUGACGUGCAAACGCAGUUCUUGUGUCACCACCAUGGGAUCAACACACUCCAUCAUGGAACGACCACGACCAUGGCAUCCAUUCCGUCGUCUGGGCUGUGGCCUCAGGGCUUCAUCAUGUAUCCUACGGUUUGUUCUGUAAUCAUUGUAUUCACCAUCCUUUUCCUGUGUGAACCAGAUCGUAAGAAGCCCACAACCUCUGCUGACGGUAAUUUUACAUCAGGUAACACAACCAACCAUACACACCUGAGGCGUUUUGCGGUUCCGGACUCACAGAUCUCAGGUCUGGGAGACAAUUUGUGGUAUCAGACUGUCCGUUCAUUGGUUCGCAAGGUUACUAAUACUAGUUGUUAUGCUUGCUCUCUCUUGCCUCACUCGUCGAAUAGUGCCCCUUUGGUACCUGCUCCCUUAAACAAAAUAGAAACGCUCUCAGUCUUAGUUGCCAUGACUGGCUCAGGUCCCUACACAGUAAAGAACAUGAUACGAUAUCGCGACUUGAUAAACGAGACAACGUUCGACUAUGAAAACCAUCACAUAAGAAACAACAUUUCCAUGUAUUCCAACGUCACCAAAGUGAUGUUGAGCUCGCCAUUGAUUAAUAUACCCGUACCACAGUCGUACACUGCUGAUGUAUGUUUCAGUCGCGCGUGUGCUAACGACUCGCUCAACUUAGGUAUGACCGGUUCCUGCGAACAAACUGUUAAGUCUACCUGCUCUGCUACCAGACGAGAAAAUGGCCUUUCUCCUUGUCGUAACAAAGAGAACACACCAUAUAUAGCUAGAGCUAAUCUAACCAGUUCACCGCUCAAGGAAAACACUACCUUAGCCACAAAUCCUACUGUAUUGAUUCCAAAUUCAGAUGGCUAUAGUUGCCUGACAUCACACGUUUGGGUAUGUGGCUCCGGAGUGUAUCUUAUUCUCCCACCAAGAUGGUGCGGGGUUUGUCAGAUGGCUAUAGUUGCUUCCAAACGUUAGAAUUACGAAAACCAUCUCUUAUCACAGUAAAAAGUCGUAUUCACAUUAUUUUCCUCACCAGCAGCGUGAACGCAGGUCAAAAAGAAAAGAGAACCGUGAACGAAUCUCGAGUGAGGUGAAAUUCUUAAGCGGUCUGGUUCCAUGGUGGGGAGCGACAAAUAAUGCGCAUGAAAUCGAUAGAUUAGCCCUUGAGAUAGAGAAUCUAACCGCGGAUGUAACUAUUGGCUUUGCGAUGCUUACUCCUGAAUUACAGGCUCUCAGAACAUAUGCGAUCCAAAAUAGAAUGGCACUGGACCUUCUCACUGCCUCCUCGGGAGGUGUGUGUCAUAUAAUUGGAACAGAGUGUUGUACUUAUAUUCCAGAUAUAAACGACAAUCUCACUCACGUUGUCCCCCACCUGAAUACUCUGUUAAAUGCCGAGUAUGCCGCAGACAAGUCCAUUCCUCAGGGAUGGGACUUUUUGUCUUGGCUAAUGAGCUCAUGGCGCUCACUGAUGUGUAAAGGAGCUAUAAUGUUGUUACUGUUUUUCAUAUUGUUGACUUGUGUCCUUCCCUGUAUCAGAUCUAUGGUCUCCAGUAUGAUCUCACGAACGAUGAUACAGUAUACUGCUUUGAAUGAUAACCCUGAACCUUGUAUUCCAUAUGAAAUUCCAAGUGACACUGAUGACAGUGACCGGGAUGAAGAAACCAGUGCAUAAUUAACUUGUUAUCCCCGUUGCUUGCUCUAAAUACAGUAUUGCUGACAAUACACAAAAACAGCUAAAUGCAUUUCCUGACUGUAGCAUUAUGAUAAUAUAACUUGAAUCCUCUCGAAUUGUUAUAUUUGAUCUGAACUUGUUCAGCUACAGCUCAUGUGUAUACUAUGUUUGAUCAAUAGAAUGAUCAAAAGGGGGGAAUGUAAUGGCAAAUUUAGGGUUUAGUUAUUCUGUGGGAAUUCUAUGGUUUUAGUUAUACUGUGAGAAUUCUGUUAUGUUUUAGUUAUACUGUGGGAAUUCUCACAGUGUAUGUGUGAAGAUAUUAUAUUCGCAGGCCAGGUGUAGGGAGGUGUUUACUCUCCUUUUCCCAGGCGCCAGUAGCCUUGAUCACCCCACUUGUGUUGUCCCUUAUAUUCAGAGUGUGAAGCUUUUCUCACCAGUGCACAACUGUUUGUGUUCUGUGUGAUCCUGUAAA